AUGGCAAUAGCCACAGCCAUAACCACCGUCCGCGCCACCGUCACUGCUUCUUCUUCACCCAUCAAAGGUUCAUACUGGUUUGAUCAAGAAACAUUUCCAGUUUCCGCCAUAAACACAACCUAUCUCACACACAUCUUCUACGCGUUCCUCUUACCCAGCAACACCACCUACACCCUCGAAAUCACCGCUUCCAACGCCACCAGCCUCUUGAAAUUCACCACCACCCUCCGCUCCAAGUACCCUCCCGUCAAAACCUUAGUCUCCAUCGGCGGCGCCGCCAGCGACGCUGCUCUCUUCGCUCGCAUCGCCGGAAACUCAGAGCUUACCGGCCGUCCGCCGCUUCUCCUAACAGCCGCCGUCUACUUCGCCAGUGACUUCAUCCUCGCCGCCGGUCCGGCGCCGUCGUACCCGGUGAUCGCUAUGAAUAAGACCCUUGACUUUAUCAACGUCAUGAGCUACGACCUCCACGGAGCGUGGAACAACGAUACCGGAGCUCCAGCAGCGUUAUUCGACCCGAAAGGGAACGUAAAUGCUGUUUACGGGCUUCGGUCAUGGAUUCGGGCUGGGAUCUGCCCGAAGAAGGUGGUUAUGGGUUUGCCCCUUUAUGGGAAGAAGUGGACCCUACUUGACCCGAAUGUGACUGAAAUCGGAGCAGCAGCUAUUGGGAUAAAACCCGAAUCCGGUGGGGAUGUGCCUUAUUUUCAGAUUGAGGUGUUUAAUAAGGAAAGUGAUGCCACCGUCGUGUACGAUCCAGAUACGGUGUCGGCGUAUUCGUACGCGGGAACGUCAUGGGUCGGGUACGAUGACCCAAUGACAGUGACCGUGAAGAUUGGGUUUGCUCAGGCUCUGGGACUUCGUGGAUAUUUCUUCUGGGCUGCUGGCUUUGAUCGUGAUUGGAAGAUUACUGAGCAAGCUUCGAAAGCCUGGAUAAUUACAUGAAUGAUAAGAAUGAAGGUUUAAAACUUGAUUUCAUUGUUUGUGUUAUGAUUCGCCUUGUCUUGAAUUGUGGGAAGGUUCAAAGUUGUAACAGUUCAACCAUUCAUUGAAUAAAUGAUGUCCAAUAUAUAAUCAGAUCGCAUGGUAACAUCCAUUCAAGUUAAACAGGUCAUGGAAUCAUCAUAUCAUCAUGUCAUUAUGAUUGGCUAUAGCCACCAAAGCAGAGCAGUCGGCUUUACUUAUUUAUAACAAUAAUUAGGGUUUGACUGGCGGAGAUGCUCAAGUGACUUUUUCAUUUUAGCAAUUUGUUUAACAAGGUAUAAUACGAGUAUCUUGUAUCGGAUAAUUAUAUUAAUCAAACAAUUGUAAUUCAUAUUGAUAUUUAAAGAAA
Arachis duranensis is the source of this 1327-nucleotide messenger RNA. RefSeq names its product class V chitinase CHIT5b-like. NCBI's taxonomy places the organism in Eukaryota, Viridiplantae, Streptophyta, Magnoliopsida, Fabales, Fabaceae. Gene Ontology annotation, biological process: carbohydrate metabolic process; chitin catabolic process. Gene Ontology annotation, cellular component: extracellular region. The transcript has 3 exons. Gene Ontology annotation, molecular function: chitin binding; chitinase activity. The record is from RefSeq and is a predicted model, not a curated record. Bases 1 to 939 code for a protein of 312 amino acids.